Messenger RNA from Cladocopium goreaui, 648 nucleotides. Lineage: Eukaryota; Dinophyceae; Suessiales; Symbiodiniaceae. The record is from the annotation of a GenBank genome assembly.
AACGGCUACUGCUGGGCUGGAUUGUCGCUGCAUUAUCGAGAGAUGGGCUGGUCCAUUUAGGUGCGAUAUGGUGUCAUGUUCGAUCUGGAGACCAAUAGUGGCGGCUGUAGGGCUGCCAUCGCCGCCGGCCGGUCUUCGGCAUGUGGUGCCAGCAGCGGCACUGACUACGGCACGUCACCCUCAGCGGACAUGUUCGUGCAAGCAUACAAAGCGGUCCAGGCGCUUGGAAAAGGUGUGGCUGUAAGCUGGUCCUAUCAGAUGCCCUACUGCAUGGACAACUCUGCUGAGAUCGUGAACACUGCGACAGUCCGCGGCCAAUCCAACCUGGCAUUCGAAACGAGACAGGCGGCAAAUUUACAAGCAGUGAAUAUGCACCGGCGGUAUGGAACGGAAACAGCAAAGUGGCCUAUACGGACUACCAGAACGUGAAGGGUGAGAUUUGGCCCUCGUACACUCUGGCGGACUUUCACUACGACACAAGCGAAAAUCUGAAGACUAUGGGGACCAUGCAACAGGACAUGAAGGCAUGGGCCAAGGAUAAAAACAUCCAGGCCUUCAUAGAGAGCCCAGGCUGUGUGGCUUAUCAAAACCAGUAGAUUCUCCGCCACAAAAAUGGGGUCAUUUUGCUGCGUCUCAAGGGAUGGUGAG